AGAAAGGAUGGGCAAAGUAAAAGGACAAAUAGAAGAGAGGGGGAACUGGGGCAGUAAAACAGAGUUUAUUCUAGCUGUGGCAGGGAUUGUGAUUGGACUGGGUAAUGUGUGGAGGUUUCCUUAUCUCUGCUACAAGAAUGGAGGAGGGGCAUUCCUAGUACCCUACCUGGUGUUUGUGGUGACCUGUGGGGUGCCUCUGUUCCUGCUAGAGACGGCUAUGGGACAGUACACACAGGAAGGAGGCAUUACAUGUUGGCAUCGCCUCUGUCCACUGGCUGAAGGUAUUGGUUAUGCUGGACAGCUGAUAGUGCUGUACAGCUGCAUGUAUUAUAUCAUCAUUCUGGCCUGGGCGCUUUUCUACCUCGCAUUCUCUUUCAGUUCCCAACUGCCGUGGGCCAGUUGUGACAAUAUCUGGAACACAGAUGCUUGUGUGAAUUUAGCUGAAAACAAAUUGAACCUAAGCACACCAAUGCUGCUUAAUUCAACCUCUUCCGUUACGGAGUUCUGGCAGCAUAGAGUGCUGGCUUUGUCUGGAGGUAUUGAGAAGGUCGGUAAGAUCAACUGGGAGAUUCUUCUGUGUCUCAUUGUGAUGUGGAUCAUAUGUUAUUUCUGUGUCUGGAAAGGAGUCAAAUCUACAGGCAAGGUGGUGUAUUUCACAGCUACAUUUCCUUACGUGAUGCUGCUUGUGUUGCUGAUUCGUGGUUUGACUCUUCCUGGAGCUCUGCAGGGGGUUGUGUUUUACUUGUACCCUGAACCAGCCCGCCUUGCUGACCCACAGGUGUGGAUGGAAGCAGGAGCUCAGAUCUUCUUCUCUUAUGCUUUGGGUACAGCCUCUCUUACUGUAUUAGGAAGCUACAAUAAAUAUAACUACAACUGCUACAGGUCCAGUUUAUGGCUUUGCCUGCUGAACAGCAGUACCAGUGUCAUAGCUGGUUUUGCUGUCUUCUCAGUCUUGGGCUUCAUGGCCCAAAAGCAAGGUCUCCCCAUUGAGGAGGUAGCUGAAUCAGGUCCAGGUCUAGCAUUCAUUGCUUAUCCACAGGCAGUAGCUAUGAUGCCUUUCCCUCAAUUGUGGGCUGCUUGUUUCUUCAUCAUGAUUAUUUUGUUGGGUCUAGACACACAGUUUGUUGCUAUGGAAGUUUUCAUGACCUCAGUGAUCGAUCUGUUCCCCACGGUGCUGCGCAAAGCUGGACGUCGAGAAAUAUUCCUUCUGCUUUUCUGUCUGUUUUGCUUCUUUGGUCAACUUGUGAUGGUUACAGAGGGGGGGAUGUAUGUGUUCCAGUUGUUUGACUACUAUGCCUGCAGUGGAGCCUGUCUUCUCUUCCUUUGUGUGUUUGAAUCUCUAGCCAUGGGUUGGGUCUUUGGAGCUGAGAAGAUGUUUGGCAUCAUUGAGGACAUGACAAACUCACGACCCAACUAUUGGUUUAUGCUGUGCUGGAAAUACCUAACUCCUAUUGUGUCCCUAGCAUCUUUUGUCUGUUCUUUGGUGAAGUACAAGCCCUUGACUUUUAACCGCUGGUAUGUGUACCCGGACUGGGCAUAUGUACUUGGCUGGUUGCUGGCUCUGUCCUCCAUUCUACUGGUGCCUGGAUGGGCGCUGGGACGAAUGUUUGCUGGUAAAGGAAGCAUAAAACAGCGUUGGAGUCACCUGUGUAGUCCUGAUACAAAUCCACAUUUUGCCUGUAAGAUACAAAAUAAAAGACAUGAAAAGACCCCUGUCACAGAGAUGGAAGACUUGUUCAGGAGCAACACAAACUAA
Danio rerio (zebrafish) is the source of this 1756-nucleotide messenger RNA. Lineage: Eukaryota; Metazoa; Chordata; Actinopteri; Cypriniformes; Danionidae. Gene Ontology annotation, cellular component: membrane. The record is from RefSeq and is marked predicted. Gene Ontology annotation, biological process: gamma-aminobutyric acid transport.